Molecule: messenger RNA, 3072 nt
Organism: Acaulospora morrowiae
Lineage: Eukaryota; Fungi; Glomeromycota; Glomeromycetes; Diversisporales; Acaulosporaceae
Source: the annotation of a GenBank genome assembly
AUGGCAGAAACCUAUUGGGUAAAUCCUUUCCAGAUGCUUCGUUUUAAUGGUAACGAGAAGCCAACAGAGUUUACCAGUAAGGAGGCUGGAGUAGUAGAUGACGAGUGCGAGAACGGUGUUGUUUAUUUCGGUUUGUCCGGGUGCUUAGGAAAGCAUUCUUUUCCGACAAACCGGGAUGGAACAAAUGAGCAUGAAAGAUUUUUAAGCAAAUUAUUCGACAAUGAGAAUAAUAGUAGUUGGGGGAAUUAUGGAAAAUUGCGUUUUUUUUCCUCGCCAUACCAUAAAAUUCACAAAGAUCUCUUUCCUUUGUCAGAUAAUUCCAUAAUCCGUACACAUUCAUCCCGAUCGCCAACACCUGGGUCGUAUACCAAAAAAUCCUCACCACCAUAUUCGACGCCGACGCGAAGACGCCAUUCCUUUAUCUCACCAGAUGACAAACAUAACCCACCUUCACCACAAAAGGGCAUAAAUUAUAUGCCGCUGACACCCACCAAAGUUGUCACUACUGCAGAUGCUGCCGCUGUAUUUGCGGCUUCACUUGUGCCACAACUAAACUACGAAAAAAAGUUGCAACAUCAAACCCCUUCCCAUAAAUAUACAUCAGAUGAAAAACAACAUAAAAAACAACUAAAACGAAGUAUUAGUUUUAAUCAUUCUAACCCAGUCUCCCCUCGUCAGACGCCGAUUAAUCCUUACAUAGAUGUUGCCGAAGUAUUGGCCACGACGGUUUCUUUUGUCCGUGAAAACAACAAGAAGCUCGAUCGACUUUCAGACGAGGUUAGAAGUGAGGGGCACAGCAGUGACAACGAUUCUUACUUUAGCGAUGACAGCACUGACUCAUGGCCGCAUCAGUCUAGCGGGAGUAAUAAGGAGUUUGAAAAUGAAAUCACGAUGUUAUCCGUUCAAUUGGAUUCAAUGGAACAAAAAUACAAAGAGCAGAUCAGGGGAAAGAAUAAAUUGAUCGAGGAACUUGAACGCACCCUGAAAAGACGUGACAAAGAAGACAGAAAGAAAUGCCUUGAAAUCGAGCGUUUGGAAGGUCAGCUUGAGGCAUCGAAGAGGGCUAUCGCCGAGCUGGUCGAACAACAACAGCUCGAGACCUUGAGUGGAAAUCAAUCUUCGGAUCUUGACCAAUCCGAGGCCCUUAUACUCCUCGAGCAAGAACUUGAAGAAAAAAAUAAGAUCAUCGAAGACCUCACUAAGAAAAUUCAGAUUUCUACUAGACGCGUUAACGAGUCGAAAGAAAAGGAAAAGAAAUUUGAAGCAAUUUCCAGUCAACUUUUAAAAUACCAAACGCUUGAGACCGAAUGGCAGGGUAAGCAAAAAACUCUUGAUUCUUUGUCCUCUCAACUAGAAAUUCUCAGGAAGAGGGAGGCCGAGAUUCAUGAAAAAGACUCGCUGAUCGAAUCCCUCAACAUACGGCUGGACACCUCCCAGAAAGUUAUCGCCGAGUUACGGGAGAAACGUGCACCUGUAGAUCUACUGGGACAACUCCGUCACAAAGAUUACAUAAUUGACGAUCUCACCCAACAACUUGAGAACAUUGACGCUAAUCUAAAAGACAAAGAUGAUGAGAUUGAGUCCCUUAGCUCUCAAUUAGCUUCUGAGUCAAAGAAGGUAGAAAAGUUAAAAGAUCAAAACUCUCAGAUUGAUCCGUUAAAAAAGCGUGUCGAAGAGGCCGACGGUCUUGUCUAUGAUAUGCGUCAACAAGUUGCUCAAAAAGAAAGAGCUCUUGCCGAACUGGAACGAAAACAUCAAGAAUCUUUGCGCAACUCCACAGAAAGCGCCGAAAAACUCAAAGCACAGGAGCAAUCCGCCAUCGCUCUCCGUCAAGAAGUUGCACAACUUAGGCAAGCUAUAACCGCUCAGGCUUCUGAAGCCCGUGAAAAAGAUCGAAUCUUGUCUUCCCUCAAAGACGAAACAGCACACUUCCGAUCGAAUUAUCAGGGUCUCAUCAAUGCUGUCACCGAGAGAGACCAAAGAAUUGCUCAAUUUGAGAAACAAUUGGAGAUCCUUCAAAAUGUUCCAAAGGUCGAACCACAGGAGAAGGAAAAGGAGACAAAAAUUAGUAAGUUGAAUACUUUACAAAAGGUCUUGAAUUCUAAAAUUGAAGCCUGUAGAGAUUAUGAAAAGAAGAUUACGGACCUAGAGAAAGAAUUUGAUGGCAUAAAAAAACAGUUGGAAGAAUCAAAGAAUGCAAGCUCAGAAAAGGAGAUCAAGAUCACUAGACUUGUUAAGAUGAACCGCCAACUCAAGGAUGAGGUAACGGAAUUGAAAGAAAAAAUGGAAGCCAAAGAACAAGAGUUGAUUACCAUCAAAUCUCGAAUUCCGAAGCCCGCUCAAACAAAGUCCCCAGCAUCCUCGGUAAGGUCCGCCUCAAAGACUCCCAAAUCCAGAGUGUCCUCGAUUUACAGCGUUAGUGGUGGCGAGAGUAGCGGAGAUGAAACGGCGAACGGAUCUCGUUUGCGCAGGCAAUCUAGUUUAAACGGUAUUGAGAGUCCGUUACGAAAUUCCUCAACAAGAAGAGUUUCAGAUAGUCCACGCGCCACUUUGAUCAGGACCAAAUCAUCGACUUCCACCUCAUCGAUCGAGAGUCCCAGAAGUAGCAUCGCGUCACUUCAAAAACCCCGAACGUUCUCCACACCUAGUACCGUAGACGUCCUCAAAAAGAAACGCGAUGCCACGAUCACUCCAAAAAAGGAACCUAGUCCCAUCAAUCGUUCCGCCGUUAACCAGAGAAAACGUGACAUGGUGGUUUUGAAUCACAUGUUGAGCGGUGUUGUUGCACCUGAUAGAAAGAAUAGAUCAUCAACGCUUGCGACCCAAAAGGCUACCGUAGGAAAGACCGUUGCCAGGAAAAAACCCACUGACACAAUAUCUAGUGACAGCGAUCGUGAAGUGAAGAGUGAACCAGCGAGAAAGCGCACCAGCGAUCUGGCCACUAUCAUGGAAAGUACUCGACCAAAAGUGACCAGAGCCUCUGUUAACAAAAAGACCCCGAUCACACCAGUGAAGACUAGACCUUCUUUGACUAGACCCCUACCUUCGAAAAAAUCAUCGACAACUGCAUGA